GCGUUCUGGGUCUCCACUUAGAGAGAGAGAGAGAGAGAGAGAGAGAGAGAGAGGCAGGGUGUGUAAGAGUGAGAGAGGACAGAAGCAAAAGAUUUGAGAAAGACUAGUUUACUAGAGGGAGAAGUGUGAGCAAGAGGAGUAAAGGUUACAAAGAAAAAUAGGAAUACAGAAAGGGAGAGAGGGACAGAAACAAGUCAUAGCAGCUGCUUCAGACCAUCAGAGGACUGAGCCAAAGGAAACAGGAGAGAGUUUCUGCGCCAUGGGCAAAUCAGCUUCUAAGCAGUUUUCGGGGGAGGUGUUGCGUAGUCAUAACGAGUAUCGUAGGAAGCACCAGGCGCCCCCUCUGAAGCUGAGCAGCAAGCUGAGUAGAGAUGCCACUAGGUAUGCUGAGUCUCUGGCCAGCACACGGAUCCUGAAGCACAGUGUUGAGUCCAGUAAGGGGAGCUGUGGCGAGAACCUGGCCUGGGCCUCCUAUGACCAACCAGGGAAGGAUGUGGCCGACCGCUGGUAUGACGAGGUAAAACAAUACAACUUCAACCGCCCCGGCUUCUCCUCUGGCACAGGUCAUUUCACAGCAAUGGUGUGGAAGGGCAGUAAGAAGCUGGGUGUGGGGAAGGCCAGUGCGCCAGAUGGCUCGUCAUUCGUGGUAGCCAGGUACUUUCCAGCAGGGAACAUCACCAACCAGGGACACUUUGACAACAACGUCCUGCCGCCCAAGGACUGAGGAACAUACUGACCCAUCACUCUCAUCCCCCAGGAGCUGACCAUUCAAAAGACAUUUGCACUUUGACUUGACUUUAUAUACAGUGGCAAGAAAAAGUAUGUGAACCCUUUGGAAUUACCUGGAUUUGUGCAUAAACUUGUCAUCAAAUUUGAUCUGAUCUUCAUCUAAGUCACAACAACAGACAAACAUAGUGUGGUAAACGAAUAACACACAAAGAAUUGUAUUUUUCUUGUCUAUAUUGAUCAUCAUUCAAAUCAUUUAAACAUUCACAGUGUAAGUUGGAAAAAGUAUGUGAACCUCUAGGCUAAUGACUUCUCCAAAAGAUCAUUGGUGUCAGUAGUCAGCUAACCUGGAGUCCAAUCAAUGAGACGAGAUUGGAGAUGCUGGUUAGAGCUGCCUUGCCCUAUUAAAAACACACUCAAAUUUGAGUUUGCUUCUCACAAGAAGCAUUGCCUGAUGUGAACCAUGCCUUGAACAAAAGAGAUUAAGAAUUGUUGACUUGCAUAAAGCUGUAAAGGGUUACAAAAGUAUCUCUAAAAUCCUUGAUGUUCAUCAGUCCACAGUAAGACAAAUUGUCUAUAAAUGGAGAAAGUUCAGCACUGUUGCUACUCUCCCUAGGAGUGGUCGUUCUGCAAAGAUGACUGCAAGAGCACAGCACAGAAUGCUCAACGAGGUUAAGAAGAAUCCUAGUGUCAACUAAAGACAUAUAUAAAUCUCUGUAACAUAAUAACAUCUCUGUUACCAAGUCUACGAUAGUAAAACACUAAACAAGAAUGGUAUUAAUUGGAGAACACCACAGAAGAAGCCACUGCUGUCCAGAAAAACAUUGCUGCACAUCUGAAGUUUGCAAAAGUGCACCUGGAUGUUCCAAAAUGUUCUGUGGACAGAUGAAACUACUGUUGAGUUGUUUGGAAGAAGGACACAACACUAUGUGUGGAGAAAAAAAGGCACAGUACACCAACAUCAAAACGUCAUCCCAACUGUAAUGUAUGUUGGAGGGAGCAUCAUGGUUUGGGGCUGCUUUGCUGCCUCAGGGCCUGGACAGCUUGCUAUCACCGACGUAAAAAUGAAGUCCUAAGUUUAUCAAGACAUUUUGCAGGAGAAUGUUAGGCUAUCUGUCCACCAAUUGAAGCUCAACAGAAGUUGGGUGAUGCAACAGGACAACGACCCAAAACACAGAUGUAAAUCAACAACAGAAUGGAUUCAACAGAAGAAAAUACGCCUUCUGGAGUGGCCCAGUCAGAGUCCUGACCUCAACCCGAUUGAGAUGCUGUGGCAUGACCUCGAGAACAGUUCACACCAGACAUCCCAAGAAUAUUGUUGAAGUGAAACAGUUUUGUAAAGAGGAAUGGUCCAAAUUUCCUCCUUACCGUUGUGCAGGUCUGAUCCGCAACUACAGAAAACAUUUGGUUGAGGUUAUUGCUGUCAAAGAAGGGUCAACCAGUUAUUAAAUCCAAGGGUUCUCAUACUUUUUGCACCCUGCACUGUGAAUGUUCACACAGUGUGUUCAAUAAAGACAUGAAAACGUAUAAUUGUUUGUGUGUUAUUAGUUUAAGCAGACUUUGUCUAUUGUUGUGACCUAGAUGAAGAUCAGAUCAAAUUGUAUGACCAAUUUAUGCAGAAAUCCAGGUAUUUCAAAAGGGUUCACAUACUUUUUCUUGCCACUGUGUGUGUGUGUGUGUGUGUGUGUGUGUGUGUGUGUGUGUGUGUGUGUGUGUGUGUGUGUGUGUGUGUGUGUGUGUGUGUGUGUGUGUGUGUGUGUGUGUGUGUGUGUGUGUGUGUGUGUGUGUGUGUGUGUGUGUGACAAAACCACUGUGACGAACAAAUGCAUAAAAUGUAUAUUAUCAUGCACACCAUUGACCAAACCCAGACCAUGGCAGCUGUGCCUUCUGGAGGUGUACCGGCCACCCAACUGCAUUUCGGCCUACUCAUUCCAUCGUUAGUGGGGAUAGAGAUUCACCUGUGGUGUUGCUACAGUAAUCUACUCACUUAGACAUUUCCUGAAUGCUUAAACCUUUGGUGACUGGAUUGUAUUUGUAAGGAAACAGUUGAGUUGAGAGGGCAUAUACAAACAAUUAGAUUCUAAUGCUGUAGGAUACAUAGUAAAAUCAUUUCUGUUGAAUAUAUAUAUAUAUAUGUAUGUAUGUAUGUAUGUAUGUAUGUAUGUAUGUAUGUAUGUAUGUAUGUAUGUAUAUAUAUAUAUAUAUACACAUACACAUACACAUACACAUACACAGUACCAGUCAAAAGUUGACACACCUACUCAUUCAAGGGUUUUUAUUUAUUUGUACUUUUUUUUACUAUUAACUAUGAAAUAACACAUACAGAAUCAUGUAGUAACCAAGAAAGUGAUAAUUAAACAAAUCAAAAUACA
Molecule: messenger RNA, 3098 nt
Organism: Oncorhynchus keta (chum salmon)
Lineage: Eukaryota; Metazoa; Chordata; Actinopteri; Salmoniformes; Salmonidae
Product: Golgi-associated plant pathogenesis-related protein 1-like
Exons: 5
Coding region: 260-724 (154 amino acids)
Cellular component (GO): extracellular region
Source: RefSeq, a predicted model, not a curated record